Molecule: messenger RNA, 3843 nt
Organism: Salvia hispanica
Lineage: Eukaryota; Viridiplantae; Streptophyta; Magnoliopsida; Lamiales; Lamiaceae
Biological process (GO): protein phosphorylation
Molecular function (GO): ATP binding; receptor serine/threonine kinase binding; protein kinase activity
Source: RefSeq, a predicted model, not a curated record
UUGAAAAUAUUUAUGUAUUUAUGAUCAUGUUCAGACUAUGAGAGCAUAGUCACCUUUACCUUAUACAGUAUCUCUGUAGAAUAGAAGCCUUUUCUCUUCAUUUGUUACAGUGAAACUAAGUAGAAAGCCAUAAAUAGGCAAAUGAAGCAGACGAGUGCAUAGACAAAAUCAUCAGCCAUGAAAACAGCAUACCUUUUUCUUGCAUAUCUUUCUCUCCUAACACUGUGUCUGACUCCUUCAAGAGCAUCCACAACUGAAGCAGAGGCUUUGAUGAGAUGGAAAUCCAGCCUAUCAUCAUCUGCUUCUCUCGAGUCAUGGUCCCUCAACAACAUCACCAACCACUGCAGAUGGAUCGGCAUUCGCUGCAACGGCGGGGGAUCUGUCUCGGGGAUUGAUCUCCCCGGUGCAGACCUUGAAGGGACAUUGGACCUGUUCAAUUUCACUGCAUUGCGGAAUCUCACCACUUUCAACCUCAAUGGGAAUGCUCUCAACGGCUCCAUACCAGCUGCUGUUGGCAGCCUCUCAAGGCUCACUCUCUUGGACCUCUCCAGCAAUCUGUUUGACGGCGCCAUUCCACCAGAGAUCGGCCGCUUGACAGAGCUUCGAUACCUGAGCUUCUCCAACAACUAUAUGGUUGGAGAAAUCCCAUAUCAGAUUGGCAAUCUGAGGAAGGUUAGCUUCUUGGAUUUGGGCUCCAAUUACUUUAAAAGUUCUGACUGGUCUAGAUUUUCCACUUUCCCUUUCCUAACUCACCUUAAUCUUUACUACAAUUCUCUCACCUUGGAAUUUCCACACUUCAUAACCACCUGUCUCAACCUUACUUUCCUUGAUUUGUCUCUAAACAACUUCACAGGCCAAAUUCCUGAAUCAUUAUUCACCAAUUUGGUCAAACUUGAAUAUCUUAACCUCACCGCCAAUUCUUUCCAAGGGCCCCUCUCACCAAAUAUCACUAACCUCUCCAAGUUGAAGGAUCUGAAGCUGUUCAAUAAUUCGUUUACAGGAGAAAUCCCUCCUUCUAUAGGCCUAGUCACAAAUCUCCAAACUCUAGAUCUUGGAAUGAACAGCUUCAACUCCUCAAUUCCCCAGGAGCUUGGCCUGUGUAACAAGCUGACCUACUUAGCUUUAGCCCAGAAUUCAUUCUCGGGGCCUUUGCCACCAACCUUAUCAAACCUGAACAAUUUAACUGAGCUUGGACUUUCUGGUAAUAGGCUGACUGGUGAAAUAUUGCCCCGUUUCAUCAAAAGUUGGACCAAACUAAUCUCACUGCAAGUUCAAGGCAAUGAAUUCAGUGGGGAACUUCCAUCAGAGAUAGGCCUGCUCACAAACCUCAAUUAUCUGUUUCUCUUUAACAACUCUUUUUCAGGCUCAAUCCCACCAGAAAUAGGAAACCUACAAAAUUUGUUGGGGCUGGACCUUUCAACCAAUAACUUUUCAGGUGAAAUACCUCCAACAAUUGGAAAACUCACAAAUCUCCAAAUCAUAAACCUUUUCGCAAACAAUCUGACCGGAACCCUCCCCCCCAUUGGAGAUCUAAUGUUCCUAGACACUCUUGAUAUCAGCUCCAACCGAUUGAGUGGGGAGUUGUCUCCAUCCAUAUCGAGCCUUGGCAAUCUCACGACUCUAAAGAUGUUCGGAAACAACCUCUCAGGCCGCCUCCCGCGGGACCUGGGUAAAAACAGUCCUUUUUUGUCCAAUGUUAGCCUUUCGUUCAACAGCUUCUCUGGGGAGCUGCCCUCAGAGUUAUGCAGUGGCUUUAACAUUGUAGAAUUAACAGCCACCGGAAACAGGUUUUCAGGGCCACUUCCAGAGUGCUUGAAGAACUGCUCAGGCUUAAGUAGAGUGCGGCUGGAAGGCAACCAAUUAUCUGGAGAUAUUUCAGAGGCUUUUGGAAUCCAUUUACAGUUAGAUUUCCUCUCUCUCAGCAGAAACCAAUUUACUGGCCAACUUACACCAAAGUGGGGACUGUAUCCGCUGCUCACAAACAUUCAGUUAGACCACAACAGAAUCUCCGGAGUGAUCCCGGCUGAGAUGGGGAACCUUACUCAGCUGCGCGUUCUUGCCUUGGAUUCAAACCAAAUCACAGGUGAAAUCCCUGCUGAACUGGGAAUGCUUGGGGAGCUGAUAGCUUUGAAUCUGAGCAACAAUGCCUUGAGUGGAGAAAUCCCACAAACUGUUGGCCAAUUGACAAGGCUCCUGCGUCUCGAUUUAUCAGGAAAUAAACUCACAGGAGGCAUCCCAGCGGCGCUUGGGAACUGCGAAAGAUUGCUGAGCUUGAGCUUGAGAAAUAACUUCAUUUCAGGGAGCAUCCCAUUCCAACUUGGAGGGUUGACGAGCUUACAAGUACUGCUGGAUAUCAGUAAUAACGCAGUUUCAGGGACGAUACCACCUUCCUUGGGAAAGCUUACCUCUUUGGAAAUUCUCAACGUGUCUCACAACAAUCUUUCAGGGAGAAUUCCAGCAGAAUUGUCUGGAAUGGUCAGUCUGAUAACGUUUGAUUUCUCCUACAACAAUUUGUCUGGCCCAAUCCCCACUGGGGGUGCUUUUAGGGAAGCACCUGCAGGAGCAUUCGGAGGAAACACUGGUUUGUGUGGAGCUGCACAAGGAUUAACAUCUUGUGAUGAAAACUCACCAAGUCGAAAUAGGACAAAGAUUCUUGCUGCUAUAAUUGGUUCAGUUGCUAGCCUACUGGUUUUGGCAACCACCAUUGCUGUAUGUCUCAUCCUUCGGAGGAAAGCCAAGAAAGAUGACCAAGAAAGCAAGGGCAGUGCCACAUACGAAUAUUCUGAGUCACUCAUUUGGGAGAGAGAUGGGAAACUGACUUUUGGAGAACUUGUGAGGGCAACUGAAGAUUUUGACGAAAAAUAUUGCAUUGGAAGAGGAGGAUUUGGAAGCGUCUACAGAGCUGAAUUGGAUGCUGGACAGGUUGUAGCAGUCAAAAGGCUCAACAUAUCAGAUCCAAGUGAUACCCCACCGAUAAAUCGCAAUGCUUUUGAGAAUGAAAUUCGAACACUGACAGAAGUGCGACACAGGAACAUAAUCAAGCUCUAUGGGUAUUGCUCCAAGGAGGGUUCGAUGUACUUGGUCUAUGAGUAUGUCGAGAGAGGUAGCUUGAGGAAUAUUCUGUGUAAUGAUGAGAAAAUCACGGAACUAAGCUGGGCAACGAGGGUGAAGAUUGUUCAAGGAGUGGCACAUGCGCUUGCUUACUUGCAUUAUGAUUGCUCCCCUCCCAUUGUACACCGUGAUGUAACAAGCAGCAACAUUUUACUGGAGUUCGACUUGGAGGCAAAACUCUCGGAUUUUGGUACAGCAAAAUUACUGGCCUCGGACUCAUCAAAUUGGACGACAGCAGCUGGCUCUUAUGGUUACAUGGCACCAGAGCUAGCACUUACCAUGAAGGUCACAGAGAAAUCAGAUGUAUACAGCUUCGGAGUGGUGGCGUUGGAGGUUAUGAUGGGAAGACAUCCAGGGGAGCUCAUAUCUUCACUAUCAGAAAAGGCAGCAUUGGAUGGUAAUCCAGAACUAUUUCUGAAGGACUUGAUUGAUCAGCGGCUUUCACCUCCCACUGGAAUAAUGGCAGAGGAAGUGGUUUUUGUAAUAACUACUGCAUUGUCAUGCAUAAGGACCGCCCCAGAGUUGCGGCCAAACAUGCGUUCUGUUGCACAGGAUCUGUCAGCUCAUACACAGGCAUACUUACCAGAGCCUCUGGGAACAAUUAAAGUGAGCAAACUGUCAAGUUACUCAAAAUAGUGGAAAUUAUGUAAUCAAGAACUGUACAUGAAUAAGUUUUUUUUUAAGUGCCACCAAGAUAUCAAGAAGUGUUAAUAGAUUUAUCUACUGAGUAAA